CCUCUUUACGUCAUGAAGGAGCGACCGCACCAGGAUUCGUUGGCGUCAUCUAUAGACGCCAGGCGGCCUGACUAAAAGUAAUGGUGGUGCGCUGACUCCUGCGGAGCCUCGGUACCCUCAUGGCCCUGAGGGCACUGACUCGCGCCCUGGGCUCCCUGAGCCUGACGCCCCCAGCCGCUGCUGCCCUCGGCCCGGGCCUGCUGCCAGCAGCCCAGGUAACAAGUAGUACCCUUCUCCAGCUGCCCUCUUCCUCAGUGUUGAUCCCCUGCCGCCCAGUGCUUACCUCUGUGGCCCUUAAUGCCAAUGUUGUGUCCUGGAAGAGUCGUACCAAGUACACCAUUACACCAGUGAAGAUGAGGAAGUCUGGGGGCCGAAACCACACAGGACGAAUCCAAGUGCAUGGUAUUGGCGGGGGCCACAAGCAGCGUUAUCGCAUGAUUGACUUUCUGCGGUUCCGGCCUGAGCUGGAAACAAAGCCAGGACCUUUUGAAGAGAAGGUCAUCAUGGUCCGCUAUGAUCCCUGUAGAUCAGCAGACAUAGCUCUGGUUGCUGGGGGUAGCCGGAAACGCUGGAUCGUUGCCACAGAAAACAUGCAGGCUGGAGAUAUAAUCCUGAACUCUGACCACAUAGGCCGAAUGGCAGUUGCUGCUCGGGAAGGGGAUGCACAUCCUCUUGGGGCCUUGCCUGUGGGAACCCUCAUCAACAACGUGGAGAGUGAGCCUGGCCGGGGGGCCCAGUAUAUCCGAGCCGCAGGGUAUCUGUUCCUAAAGGGCAAAGCAAGGUCAGGGUAUGGGCUAUGUCGCCCUGUAAAUUUUCCCCCGCCUCCUCGUUUGUGGAAGACAGCAAAGUGGCUUCCCUCUUCCCCAGGGACAUGUGGUGUGCUGCUUCGGAAAGUGAAUGGGACAGCCAUCAUCCAGCUGCCAUCCAAGAGGCAGAUGCAGGUUCUGGAAACGUGCAUGGCAACAGUGGGCCGGGUAUCCAACGUUGAUCAUAACAAACGGGUCAUCGGCAAGGCUGGGCGGAACCGCUGGCUGGGCAAGAGGCCUUCCAGCGGGCUAUGGCACCGAAAGGGGGGCUGGGCUGGCCGCAAGAUUCGACCAUUGCCUCCCAUGAAGAGUUAUGUCAAGCUGCCUUCGGCAGCUGCCCAAAACUGAUAUCGCUGAAUUCUAAUAAAAUCGCUCCUAUUUUUA
This is a messenger RNA of Canis lupus familiaris (dog), 1190 nucleotides long. It is a transcript of the gene MRPL2, whose product is annotated as mitochondrial ribosomal protein L2. The transcript has 7 exons. The record is from RefSeq and is a predicted model, not a curated record. Gene Ontology annotation, cellular component: ribosome. Gene Ontology annotation, biological process: cytoplasmic translation. Bases 120 to 1154 code for a protein of 344 amino acids. Gene Ontology annotation, molecular function: structural constituent of ribosome; RNA binding. Lineage: Eukaryota; Metazoa; Chordata; Mammalia; Carnivora; Canidae.